Rotaria socialis is the source of this 342-nucleotide messenger RNA. NCBI's taxonomy places the organism in Eukaryota, Metazoa, Rotifera, Eurotatoria, Philodinida, Philodinidae. The record is from the annotation of a GenBank genome assembly.
AUGGACAAGAUUUUCGUGAUUGGUGAUGAAGAAGACAAUACAUAUAAGUGGGAUCGAGAUAUUCCAACAGCUUUUAUAACAACAACAAGAAUGCCACGAAAAUCAAUCAAUAAAAACGAUAUAAAUGAAUUUAUUCUAUGGUUAUAUGAAUAUCUCAAUAGUAUUAUACCCAUAUCAUACAUAUAUGUUUUAUUUUUAAGUGCAAGUGUAUGUUGGAUAAUACAUAUCUUAUGUUGUUCUAGCAAAGAUAUUGAUCGUAUGGAUACAAAUGGAAAUUCGAAAAAAAAAAAAAUAUAUUCGACGAAAAUCUAUCCAAAGAAAGCAAUCAUACUUCAUGUUUAA